GUAGUUAAAUGAAGAUGCAUGGGCAGUUUGGGAAAAAAGAUAGUAGUGAAUCAUGGCUGGCAUUCGUCGUUUAGUCGGUUACUAGCUCUUCUUCCAUCUGUCUUUCAAACGUUGUCGCGCAAAUAACUCUAUACACUUCCAUACACAACUUUUGGGUCCCAAAUAUUUCCCACAAAACCUUUUCAUUUUCGACUCAAACACAGUUCCUGAUCCAUGGCAUCUCGCCGCCGCAUGUUAUUGAAGGUCAUAAUCCUCGGAGAUAGCGGGGUUGGUAAAACGUCACUGAUGAAUCAGUAUGUGAACCGUAAAUUUAGUAAUCAGUAUAAGGCAACCAUCGGUGCAGAUUUUCUUACCAAGGAAGUUCAAUUUGAAGAUAGGUUGUUCACAUUGCAGAUUUGGGAUACUGCCGGUCAAGAGCGGUUUCAGAGUCUUGGCGUGGCUUUCUACCGGGGUGCAGACUGCUGUGUUCUUGUUUAUGAUGUAAAUGUCAUGAAAUCCUUUGACAACCUUAACCACUGGCGAGAAGAAUUUCUUAUUCAGGCCAGUCCAUCUGAUCCUGAAAACUUCCCAUUUGUUGUCUUGGGAAACAAAAUAGAUGUUGAUGGUGGAAAUAGCAGAGUUAUUUCUGAGAAGAAAGCCAAGGCAUGGUGUGCUUCAAAGGGAAACAUACCAUACUUUGAGACCUCUGCAAAAGAAGGAUUUAAUGUUGAAGCUGCUUUCCAGUGCAUAGCGAAAAAUGCACUCAAGAAUGAACCUGAAGAAGAAAUGUACCUGCCUGACACAAUUGAUGUUGGUGGUGGUGGACGACAGCAGAGAUCUACUGGCUGUGAAUGUUGAGUGGAGAGAGUUUUCUGGAAUAGCUUUGUUUGCUUGUUUGAUGCCAAAUUACAAGCAAUUAUUAGCCAGCAACUAUUUUAUUAAAUAUGUAAAACCCAGGACGAAUUCCAAAUUUUAUUUUGUAUCUAUCUAGUGGAUUAGAUGUCCAUCCUGUUUAUUUUUCUAUUUAUUCCUCUUUAUCUUUUAUGUCUUGUGACAAAUGUUCCUCCAAAUCAAGAAAUGUAUGUUGAAAAUUAUUCUGUUUUCGGUUAUGACAUUGAUGUUCCUAGUUCAAGUAUGGCUUAAAUUUACUCCUUCUA
Molecule: messenger RNA, 1136 nt
Organism: Cajanus cajan (pigeon pea)
Lineage: Eukaryota; Viridiplantae; Streptophyta; Magnoliopsida; Fabales; Fabaceae
Source: RefSeq, a predicted model, not a curated record